This is a messenger RNA of Hyaena hyaena (striped hyena), 2233 nucleotides long. RefSeq names its product sialic acid-binding Ig-like lectin 5. Gene Ontology annotation, cellular component: plasma membrane. The coding region runs from base 43 to 1710 and encodes 555 amino acids. Gene Ontology annotation, molecular function: sialic acid binding. Lineage: Eukaryota; Metazoa; Chordata; Mammalia; Carnivora; Hyaenidae. Gene Ontology annotation, biological process: cell adhesion. The record is from RefSeq and is a predicted model, not a curated record. The transcript has 9 exons.
AAGCCACCGCUGGAGGGCAGGCGCAGCCCCGGGGCCCCCAGGAUGCUGCUGCUGCUGCUGCCGCCGCUGCUGUGGGCGGGGUCCCUGCAGGAGAACCCGGGGUACAAGCUGCAGGUGCAGGCGUCUGUGACGGUGGAGGAGGGCCUGUGUGUCCACGUGCCCUGCACCUUCUCCUACCCCUGGGCUCGCAAGGGCGCUCCCCCUCCCAUUUACGGCUCCUGGUUCCGGAAACACUAUAAUCCCAGAGGGACAAUUCUCAUGGCCACGAACAAUCCAGGCAAGGCCCUGAAGAGGAAGAGCAAGUCUUCAUUUCACCUUGCCGGGGACCCCGGGGCCGGGGACUGCUCCCUGAACAUCACAGGUGCCCAGAGGGGGGACAGUGGGCACUACUACUUUCACCUGGACAGAGGCCCCAUGAAACACAGUUACCAAAGGGACCUGCUCAGUGUGACCGUAAGAGCGCUGACACAGACCCCGGAUAUCCGUAUCAAGGAGCCCCUGGAGUCUGGCUACCCCAGCCACCUCACGUGCUCUGUGCCCAGGGCCUGUGAUGGGAUGAUGCCCCUCAACCUCUCCUGGACGGGGGCCGCCCUCAGACACCUGGGACUGGACUUGGAGGCCUAUAACUCCUCGGAGAUCCUGCUUACCCCCCGUCCGCAGGACCACGGCACGAACCUCACCUGUCGUGUGACCUUCCCCAGGGCUGGCGUGAGCACCCAAAGCACCGUUAUGCUCAACGUCUCCUAUGCUCCACAGAAUCUGACCAUUGGCAUCUCCCGAGGAAAUUGCACAGAACUGAAGUACCUGGGGAACGGCUCCUCUCUUCCUGUCCUGAAAGGGGAAUCUCUGCUCCUGGUCUGUGUCACCGACAGCAACCCUCCGGCCACACUGAGCUGGGCCCAGGGGAGCGGGACUCUGAGCCCCUCCCAGCCCUGGAGGCGGGGGGUCCUGGAGCUGCCCCGAGUGGAGUUGGGCCACGAAGGCGAAUUCACCUGCCGAGCUCAACACCCUCGGGGCUCCCUGAGGGCCUCCCUGCAUCUCUCUGUGGUCUACCCGCCGCGGCGGCUCAGCCCCUCCUGCUCCUGGGAGGGCGAGGGGCUGCGCUGCACCUGCUCCUCCGCAGCCCGGCCGGCCCCCACCCUGCGCUGGCGGCUGGGGGAGGGGCUGCUGGAGGGGAACCGCAGCAACGCCUCCCUGACCGUCACCUCUAGCUCCGCGGGGCCCUGGGCCAACAGCUCCUUGAGCCUCAUUGGGCCGCUGGGCUCCGACCUCAGACUCAGCUGCGAGGCCCUGAACGCACACGGGGCCCAGAGCGCCACCGUCCUGGUGCUGCUGCCAGGGAGGCCUCCGCUUGGGGGAAAAUUCGUGCUGGGGGCCGUCGGGGGUGCUGGUGUCGCUGGCCUGCUCAGUCUCUGUGCUUGCCUCAUCUUCACAGUGAAGACCUGCAGGAAACAGGCACCAGAGACAGCUGCUGGUUGCAAGGAAGCUGUCUGCACGUUGGGUCCCAUCUCCCGGGGUUCGCAGCAUGAGCAUCUGUCAGGGACCCCUCUAGACCACCCGUCCCCAGCCGGGGACGCUCCCCCUUUGGAGGAGGAAAAGGAACCCCAUUACACUUCUCUCACCUUCCAUGGCCUGAAGCCCUGGACCGCUCCUCAGGACCUGGAGGCCACCAGCACCACGGAGUAUUCAGAGAUCAAAAUCUGCAAGUGACGCCUCCGGCCAGCUCCUGCAACGGCAGGCCAGAGGGCUCAGGGCUGCUCAGGAAGGGGGACCGCAGGGACAACUCCUGAGUGAAUCGUUGGCCACGCGGUGUAGGGGCGGCCACCUGUGUGGUGAUGGGCAGGGCUGGGCUCAGACUUCCGCUGUCACCAAUUAAUUACAGGCCCGAGUUGGAGCAAGUCACUUUACUUCUCAGUCCUCCCUUCUGUAACGUGGAUGCGACACACCUAACGCAGCGCCAAGGCGGCAAGAACCUUAAAGGGUCUUCCCUGCAGAGAGCACCUUGCCCGAGGUCACGGCUCUUCCCAGGCCAACCGACCUGGUCUGGAGGAUCCCCACGCGGCUGGCGCCCCCCCUCCGCCUUCCCCUGCACCUUCCCGCCCCCGCCUCUGCCCCCGGGCUGGUUUCUCUGGAACACUCUGGGCCUGCUUUCUGGAAACCCAACUCGUGUAUUGUCGCCACACGGAAAAUCAUUCCCGGUUUUCCGAAAUAAACAACACGUUGUCUACGUUUA